AUGUCUGACGGAGAGGUCAACCGCAACACAAUCGAGGGGCAGACCACCGGCACCGGUGCUCCCAAGGAGACGUUCGGAUCCGGACGCGCUGCUCAAUCAGAAGCCGGCAAGAAGGCAAACCGCUCUGAGGAGGCUCUGAAGGAGGCUGGCCGCAAGGCAGCCCGCACUCGUGCAGAGCGUUAUGGUGAGGAGCUGAAGGUCUCUGCCCCAGAGAAUGAUGACCUGCAGGGCACCAAGACCACUGCCUCUUGA
Molecule: messenger RNA, 252 nt
Organism: Coccomyxa subellipsoidea C-169
Lineage: Eukaryota; Viridiplantae; Chlorophyta; Trebouxiophyceae; Coccomyxaceae
Exons: 4
Coding region: 1-252 (83 amino acids)
Source: RefSeq, a predicted model, not a curated record